GUCAGUUGGAUGCAUCUAUGGAACACGACACGUGAACAAAUUGGCUGACUGUCAUGUCGUCCUGUAUCAAUCACCCAAACAAACCAUGCGCACAUCACAUGCUCGAAGGGGAUGAACGCCCUCACAUCACAGGCAGGGCAGGACCAAUCUGCUCGCCUGACUCACCAUCCAUCCAUCCAUCCAUUACUCACAGCACGCUGUUAUGUUACCACCAACUCACGCACCGCACCCAUCACAGACAUGAAUAUGCGGGUUCAGUGCUGCCCAAAAUACUGCCCAUAGUGCUGGCCGUAGUGCUGGCCAUAAGGCUGCCCAUGCCCAUAGUGCUGCUGCUGCUGCUGCUGCUGAUGGCGUUGAUAGUGUUGUUGGGGGGUGCCCGUUUGCAGGGGGGCCGCCUGGUGCUGCUGGUGCUGGUGUUGAUGCUGCUGCUGGUGUUGGGUGAAAGGAUGCGGUGGAAGGGCUUGAGGCGAAGGCCCAACGUAGCCGCCCUCCAUCAGUGGAUACGGCGGGAAGAAGGGCGCACUCUGCUCAGCCGCAGGUGGGGGGUGGGGGAAGGGUUGCUGCGUGCCGCCCCCCUCGUAGCUCGGUGGCGGUGUUGCUUGGGCCUGUGCCUGGCUGGCGGAUGGGGAGAGGGACGCAGGUGUGGUGCCGGCCUCCACGGCCGCGUUUAGGUACUGCUCCUCUCCCUUCUUGACGGUGACCUUGAGUCUCUUGCCGCCGACGCUGAAGCCGUUCAUGGUCUUGAUGGCCGCACGCGCACCGUCAGGAUGGUCAUAACACACAAACCUGUCGGACAGGGGUGGGAAGAGAGGACCGACAAAGCACAGAGUGAAUCCAGGGCCGCAAUUAAUGUUGUUGCCAGGGUGGAGCUGUGGGUACUGGUGCCCACCCGUAUCCUCUGCUGCGCCCUGAGUCUUUGUCAGUCUGCACACGCGCAGAGAUCACGCGACCGAAUGACUUGAAAUGCUGACAGACAGACAAACAGACAAACAGACAAACAGACGAACACGCAAUCAGCCGACGACACACACAGCGAUGCAUGGUGUGGACGCAAUUCCCACCGUGAAGAGGUCGUAGUCGCGCCAUUCGUUUGGCAGGUGGAAGACGAAGAGGUUGGCGCCCAGCGGCCCAUGCGCCCCCAUCGGUAGUUCCGCCUCAGACGACCCAACGCUCGGCGGCCGGUCGCUGGUGCUGUCGUCGCCCGUGACGUAAGGUGGGCUCUGCGCGUCAAAGUCCGCCGGCCGGUCCCACUGGGACAUGCGAGACAGGGUGUUGAAGUAAUACGGCACACCUGAAACGAACGAACGGAGGCACAAGAUACAUGCAUCUCUUCCGUCUAGGUGCUCUCUCUCUCUCUGGGCUGUGUGUGUACCUUCUGAUGUUUCGUAUCUGAUCCAGAGGGGGGGCCGCCCCUCGGGGGCGGAUGGCUGCCCCAGGAGCUCGGAGGGGACGUCGCUGCCGUAGGGAGGGGGCGGGUACACCACUGGGUAGGACGGCGACGCCUCCUCUGCAUCGACACACCAACACACGGACAUCACAUAUAUACAUACAUCACUAUCAAUAAGUGGGGUGUCACUCACUGCUGGCCAUUCAUUCCUGUUGUGGACUGGACUAACCUGCCUCCUGCUCUUCUAAGACGAGCAUCUGCUGCUGACGGCCACCUGCCUGCCCUGUGGGCUCGUCUGCGGGCUGCGUCAAUGGCUGCUCCGCCUCGCCUUCCGAGACGGUCGGGACGAACUGGGCGCGACGGAUGGACUGCGCAUAACGGACCUCGACUGGCUGGGAGGCGCCUGCACACACACACGAGUGAGGACCCGUGAGCAACAACCGCGUGGUUCUGACUUCAUGAGUCGCGACGGUAGGCUGACCUCUGAAUGUCUGUCUGCCGUCCAGGUUUGUGAUGGCGGCGUGGGCCUCGUCGGCGUGUCUGUACUCCACAAACGCCCACCCUGCGGACGGACACCACACCACACCACACCACACAAAGCACACAAAGCUUCACACCAAGCCAAGAGACCUCUGUCUGUCUGCCUACUUCUGUCUGUGCUGUGAGCCUCGCUCGUGUUCGUGUCGUGUGGUGUGGUCCACACCUCCCUCACCUCUCUCGCCUCCGUGUUCGUCGUGCAUGUAGAAGAGGGAGUCGACAGUGCCGUACCGACGACACACACCCAUCAGAUCGCGGUUGCGGAUGCCGCUCGGAAUGUGACCUUCGGGAGGGACCAGCAACGGAAGAAGAACGCCGAAAUGACUCACUACUCCCACAUCAAGAUGUGCGCCUUCUCCUACCGAUGAAGAGCUUUUUCUGCGCUAGGUCGUCAUCCGUUGGCUCCGCAGUCGGGUCCGCCUGGCGCCUGGCACCUCCGGGGUCUCUCCUCUCCUGCUCGUCCGCUGUGAAGAGCGGGACCGAUGCGGCCCGUGCUGGCGCAGACACGUCGGCCGUGUCGACCUCAUGGCUGCCGCCGGGGUCAGAGUAGGUCAGUGAGGCGUGCCGCUCGGUCCUGUGUUGGGUGGGAAGGGGCGGCAGUUCCAUCCGCUGCCGGGCAUGGUGCUGGUGCACUGCAGGUGGACUGCCCGGCGGGGGCCUGACCCAGCUGAUAUCCAGCGUGUGGUCAACGACGACAAACUACCCACAAAGAGCAGGGAGGGAAUGAGAGAGGCAAUCUGCCUGCCGCGUCGUGUGCGUUGAUUGACAGUGUGCGGGAUGAAUUGCUCACUGAGCCGCCGUAUUGGUCGUCAGGCAGGACGGAUGGUGAGAACGGUGAAGGGCUGCCGCUGUCUGACAGAGCUCCUCGCCCGUCAGGCAUGGCAGCAUCGCACCUGCUGCUGGAACUCGACGACUGCAUAAAGCGAUAGAUGACAGAUCCAAGCGAGAAACCAUUCUCUGCCUCUAUUGCAAGUCCUGCGGCUCACGUGAAGCUGGCUGCAAGCGAAAGAUGAGGCCGCAGGACUUUUCCGCCGAAAACGAAAGGCGAUCCUAGCUUGCGAGCUGUUGAAGGGAUGGCAAAGCAGCCAAACAGCCUGUUUCAACGUGCGCCUCAGUAACUCGGUGACCGGCAUCACAAACACCUGACGCGGAGGUUUCCCGGCGCUGAUCAUCGGCUCGUCUCCCCCCGUGUGGAGGGAGCAACAAGCCGACAACACGGGAGGCCUUGACUCAGCGAGAC
Vitrella brassicaformis is the source of this 3164-nucleotide messenger RNA. NCBI's taxonomy places the organism in Eukaryota, Vitrellaceae. The record is from the annotation of a GenBank genome assembly.